Messenger RNA from Closterium sp. Naga37s-1, 184 nucleotides. Lineage: Eukaryota; Viridiplantae; Streptophyta; Zygnematophyceae; Desmidiales; Closteriaceae. The record is from the annotation of a GenBank genome assembly.
UCUUGUCCUGCCUCACCUGUUUGCACUGUUCGCACUGGUCGUCGUGUUCCUCGUCCGCGUCCUCCUCCUGUACCCGGCACUCACAUUAUUGCACUUCGUCCUUCCUCUGUUCCACUGCGAGAUCCCCUGCCGCCUCCUCCUGCGUCCUUUUUUCCGCACGUUCCUGACCCUGUGUCUGACUUAG